This is a messenger RNA of Lingula anatina, 2571 nucleotides long. RefSeq names its product mucin-2-like. NCBI's taxonomy places the organism in Eukaryota, Metazoa, Brachiopoda, Lingulata, Lingulida, Lingulidae. The record is from RefSeq and is a predicted model, not a curated record.
AUGCUAAUUGCUGUGAUAUUAAUUACCGACGUCGCACAUGCUAAUCAGAACAACUUCCAGCCAUGGUUUUACGAAACAAACCAGGCAGCGGGGCCUUCAAACGCAGCGGGUGACACGGACACUUUCUUCUUCAAGGCGGGCGGGGAGCAGCAGCCCCCGGACGUUCAGUCGCCGUGUGCCGUAGGAGGCAGUUCCUCAUGCAGUAACCCUGGUCCCAACAUCAACGACUUGCCAUCCUGGAUAGUCGCCUCACCCGACUCACCUGCGUCCUCCUCGGCGCCACCGACAGGACAGGCACCGACAUCUAGCGGGGCAUGUCAGACAUUCCCUUGGUUAUGUCUCGGUACCAAUCCACCACCAACGCGACCAAACGUGACUCCGCCUCCAUCUACGGGAGCGCCUCCGCCGCCACCGAGUUAUUGUCAGCAAAACCCGUGGAUGUGCACUGGAACUACGCCGCCAGCGGCAAGUGCCACACCGUCCCCCCAUAUAUGCCAACAGUACCCGUGGACGUGUCUCGCUCAAAGUACUGCCCCUCCACCAACAAACAUAGCUCCGAGAGCCUGUUGUGUUAUGGGUCAACGUGUAGUUACCGGCAGAACGUGUUCUCAGCGUGCCGCCACCCUCGCUGGCGUGUGCAGGACUGAGUUCCUGACGUGCUGUAGCUGCUGCGCCAUGGGAGCGGUGCCCGCUGUCAGAAGCUGUGUAGCCAGGGCCUCAACACUCUCUGGAAACUGUAGAACGUCCUUCCUAGAAUGCUGCAGUGAUUCAGCAAUCACGCCGUCUCCAACGCCAUGGGUGCCACCGACCGGGGCGCCCUCUACAGUUGAUUCCCUAUGUGCUAUAAUCCCAUGGAUGUGUCAGUCACAAUCUACACCACCUCCACCUCCAACCCAAGGUCCCACCGACGACCCUAACUGCUGGGGCUGGGCAGGGUUCCUUAUUUGCCCCCCAACAGCGUCCGUUCAACCACCGGUUACUACUCCCCAACCAACUACAGCGGCACCUCACGGCAGUACCAUAUUGAGCCCAUGGUGCUGGUUUUCCCCAUGGCUGUGCUCAACACCUGGUGCCACGCCCCCUCCCACAACUGGUGUCACGCCCCCAACAACAGGACCACCUCCAACAGUUACAACUCCAGCUCACGGCAGUACCAUAUUGAGCCCAUGGUGCUUGUUUUCGCCAUGGCUGUGCUCAACACCUGGUGCCACGCCCCCUCCUACUACUGGUGCCACGCCCCCUCCCUCAACUGGAGCCCCGCCCCCGACAACAGGACCACCUCCAACAGUUUCAACUCCAGCCCCCGGUAGUACCAUAAUGAACCCAUGGUGCUUGUUUUCUCCAUGGCUGUGCUCAACACCCGGUGCCACGCCCCCUCCCGCAACUGGUGCCACGCCCCCUCCAACAACUGGUGCCCCGCCCCCAACAACAGUAGCGCCCUCAACAACUACCACGGCUCCUAGCACCGGCUGCAAUUCCUGUAUCUGCAAUUACCUGAUAUCUAAAUGGAGGAGCAACGCCUGUGGCGGAGAAUAUCCACCUCAUCUACAAGCCACUGUUGACGGAGGAUCUUGUUCCAGCUGUGUGUGUGAUCUCAUACGCAGACAGUACCACAUCAACAACUGUGCUAACGCGGUAACCCAACCUCCGCCUGUGACAUCAUGUCCGCCAUGGGACUCACAGUGUAAUACGGGUAUAACCCAGCCUCCACCUCCCGACAGUUCGUGCCCCCCUUGGGACCCUCAGUGUAAUACAGUUGGAGGUAGCCAAUGCCCACCAUGGGAUUUUGCUUGCAACUCUCGGAACAGACGCAGACGCAGACGUGAUCAGACCGGGAUAUGUGCGGCGUUUUCCUUCCUGCCCAUGUGCGGAACAGCAGCGCCACCACCUGAUACAACGCCCCCAAGCGGCGGAUGCAAUUGGUGGGACCCAGGGUGUUUCACCCAGCCUACCACCCCUCCGCCUGUCACAGGCUCAGGCUGUAAAACAUGCAGUAUGACGUUCCUGACCAAUGAAUGGGGAACGGGUCAAUGUGGCUGCCUUGGUUCUAGUUGCCAGUGUGCCCAAUGCCUUUGCAGUUUUCUCCAAAACGUGUACUGGGAAUUGUGUAGUCCCACUGGACAAACAACACCCCCUCCAACUACACCCCCUCCAACUACACCACCUCCAACUACACCCCCUCCAACUACACCCCCUCCAACAACACCUCCACCAACAACACCCCCUCCAACAACACCCCCUCCAACAACACCUCCUCCAACUACACCCCCUCCAACAACACCUCCACCAACAACANAUUUAAAUUGUCUACACGUGUAUGACAUCUUGUUUACGUGCGUGUACUGGGAGCAGCCCUACCACCGUGAUAGACACCAACGUGAUCCCCAUCAGCGGCAAUCCGGUGCCAGGACGAUGUGUAAACCUUCACUACAAGGGACAGGGGACAGGUACACCACAGCCUAUAGACCCCAACAACAACUCGGACAAAAACACCCUCAUGUUCCAGCAAUGUGGGAACAGGAAGCUGGUCCUUUGUCAGCACAUGCGCACUUGUCCAAUGAAAUAGUUUAG